Paramecium primaurelia is the source of this 1217-nucleotide messenger RNA. The record is from the annotation of a GenBank genome assembly. Lineage: Eukaryota; Ciliophora; Oligohymenophorea; Peniculida; Parameciidae.
AUGAAUAAAAUAAAUGAUGCUAUUAUCAAAUGUCCAAAUUCAGACCAUGUCAAUGAUGUAAAAUUAGUAUGUUUUAAUGAAUCUUGUAAAGCAAAUAGAUUAUAAUGCAUUUAAUGUAUAUAAAAUGGAAAUCAUGUUACUCAUCUUUAACAUUAAUAAGAUUUAUCAUUUAUGUUUGACCAUAUUUAAAAUAUUGAUAAACAAUGUGAAGACUUAAUUUCAAAUUUAAAUAAAUAAAUGGAUAUCGCUUAUUAAUAAUUCUAUUUACUGAUUGGAGGAAUUAGAUCAAAAUACCAGAAAUCUGAACAAUAAGUUUUUAACUUAGAUUCUAAAUAAAUGGAUUCUUUCUUUGCUGAAAGUAUUGGAUUCAAAUCGUUUGAAUAAACAAACUUAAUAUUGAUCAAAUAAUCUAUUUAAGAUUUCCAAAAUUCAAUUGAAAAAUUAUUAUUUGAUCUAAAAUUAUCUGAAUUAAAUUAUUAUCAAAUAUCUAAUUUAGAUAUUAAUAAAUCAGAAGAAUUAUUUAAAAUAGGUAAUAAAUCUAUUAAAUUAGGUUAUAAACUAUAUUAGGAUGAUGAUAAUUAUAAAGAAGCAAUUAAAAUAUUAGAUUAAUCAUUAAUUUUUAAUCCAAAACAUUCUCUUUCGUUAUGGUGUAAAGGUAUGGUUAUUAUUUAAUGUGUUAGCUGAGUGUUUAAAGAUGCUUGGUUAAUACAAUGAAGCAAUCAUUUUGGCUGAUAAAGCAUUGUAAGUUGAUCCAAAACAUUGUUAUUCAUUAUAAUGUAAAGGUAUGAUGAUUAUUUAAUGUGUUAGCGUAGAGUUUAAGGAUGAUUGAUUAAUACAGUGAAGCUAUCAUUUGGGCAGAUAAAGCAUUGUAAAUAGAUCCAAAAGAUUGUCUUUCAUUAUGUACUAAAAGUACUAAUUUUUUAUAUUUGAAGGUAACUCAUUAAGAUUAUUGAAAAUGUUUAAAUAAUCUAUGCAAGUGGUUGAGUAAUCUCUUUAAAUCAAUCCAAAUCACUUAGAUUCAUUAUGGACAAAAGGUAAAAGUUUCUUAUUAAUUUAUAGGUGCUUGUUUACAAGAUUAGAAUUAAUAUUAAGAAGCAUUAAUAUUUUAUGAAAAAGCUUUAAAGAUCAUUCCAAAUAAUUAAUGGACUAAAGACAGAAAAGGUAUUAUCUAAAUAAAAUAUUUAGAUGAAUGUUUAAACGCUUUAAAAAAAAAAUGA